Messenger RNA from Aureococcus anophagefferens, 741 nucleotides. RefSeq lists its product as hypothetical. The transcript has a single exon. The coding region runs from base 1 to 741 and encodes 246 amino acids. NCBI's taxonomy places the organism in Eukaryota, Pelagophyceae, Pelagomonadales, Pelagomonadaceae. The record is from RefSeq and is a predicted model, not a curated record.
AUGGCGGCGUCGCUUCACGACGAGGCGCCCGACGACGCGGCGCCGGCGGCGGGGCCGCCGUCGUUCUUCAGCGCGCUCGGGGCGCCGCUCGACGUGCAGCUCCGCGUCGCCGCGUCCCUCACGUCCGUGGCGGACAUGGUCAACCUCGAGGCGACGAGCAAGUGGGCGCGGCGGCCCAUGUGGCGCGCCGCGACGAUCAGCUCCGUCGGCGGCUUCGCGCCGCGGAUCGAGUCGCUGUCGCUCACCGAGGCGGCGGCCGCGACGCUCGUCACGGACCACCUCCGCGUGCCGCGCUGCCUGCCGCCGACGACGUCCAACGCCCGCUACGUGAACCGGCUCUCGCUGCUGCGCGUCGCGAGCGUCGAAUCGGCCGGCGGCUACGACGUCGUCGUCGCGCCGUCGGCGGACGCCGCGGCGCGCGGGCGACGGACGCGGCGCGGGGCCCCCCCGGGCCGGCCGCCCUUCGACGACCCGGCGGCGCUCCGGGUCAACGCCCACCGAAUCGACGACGACGGCUUCCUCGCGCUGCGCGCGUCGUUUCCGUGGCGCGCGCUCGUCCUCGACGCGGAGAACGGCGCCGUGCGCGUGCUGCUCGCGGACAACAUCCACGGCUGGGUCAAGAACCACGUCGUCGCGAACCGCAGCUUCCCGCUCAAGUCGCCGCGCGCCGCGGCGUCGACGUCGGACGCGUUCUUUUUGGGCUCGCACCUCGACCGCUGGGCGAAGCUCGCCGUCACCUAG